Messenger RNA from Ricinus communis (castor bean), 2602 nucleotides. RefSeq names its product protein UNUSUAL FLORAL ORGANS. Gene Ontology annotation, molecular function: protein binding. Bases 1195 to 2505 code for a protein of 436 amino acids. The transcript has a single exon. The record is from RefSeq and is a predicted model, not a curated record. NCBI's taxonomy places the organism in Eukaryota, Viridiplantae, Streptophyta, Magnoliopsida, Malpighiales, Euphorbiaceae.
CAUAACACGAUAGGUAUAAAAUAUUUAUUUAAAUAGUAGCUAAACAGAUUAUAAUAGAUUCGCUUGUCAAUCCGCUAUACGAUACAUUUCAAGUCGUAACAUAUAUGGAUCAACUCAUUUUUUAAAUAAAUUCGUUAAGAUUCAAUUCUAAUUUUAUGUCUUAAAAGGGAAUUGGAUUCGAUGUGAUACAACUCAUUUUGACGGCCAAAAAAUAAUAUUUCUGAAUAAAAGAGAUGUUUCAAAUGGAUUUUUAAAAUAAUAAAAAUGGGAGUAUAAGAAUGAAUGUAAGACAGACAAUCUAUUUCAUUUCUUUAACAAGUACAUGUUGUUUCAAGGUUUGAAAGUAAUUGGAUUUGGUCCUUUUAGUUGAGGUGAGGUUAGAUUCACAAUCCAUGUCUGUGUGUAGUGAACAAUAACUGCUAGCUGUAACCAGGAAAAAAAAAAAAUAAAGAAAAGAGAAAUUUUAAAGAAACAAUAAUAAUAACUGCUAGCACACUUAUUAUAUCUCUUUCUUUCCUCUGCAAAAAAACGUCCUUCCUUCCUCGGCCUUGACAAGAAAACACUGAAUUGAUAGAUAGAACCAUCAGAAUCAUCACUGCCAUUCUCUCACUCACACCAAAAAUAAAGAAAGAAAAGAAAACCAAAUGGAAAAGUGAAAGAAAGUAAAUUGAAAUGUUGGGUAGCCCUUUUCCUAUAUAAAGAAUUGUCCCCCAACUUCAACAAACCAAAUUUCAAAACCAAGCAAUCAAAGAUUCAUAGACACAGCCAAUUAACCACACACACUCUCAUGAGUUUUAGUAGCCAAGAAGCAGCUUGUCCUCCAAUAAGCCUGCCCUUUUCUUUUCUAUUUUCUUGUCCUUUACCACAGCUUCCCUCUCUCUCUCCAUAUAUAUCCAUUGAAAGAGUAAAAUAGAAACCUAACCAGGUGAUUGCUGGUAGUCUUGUGCAGCUUACCAUACCAAAAACAACCUUUUUAUUUCCCCAAUAACAUGGCCUCUUAAAGCCUGCUUGAGAUUUCCAUUUUAGUUUCUUUCCAUUCCCAAACUCUCAUACCAAACCUAAUGCACAGCUUUCUUUCUUAAUGAAAGAGUAGCCAGCAAUCACAGCAGCUCAACCUUUUUUUUUUCUUAUUGAUAUUAAGCAAAAUCCCAGAUAUUAAAUCAAGAAAAACAAAACAAACAGCUUCUCUUUCACAUGGAGGCUUUUAGUGCUGCAAUUCCCAUACCUUUUGCCUACACUUUUGCUACAAGUAGUAGUAACCCUUGCGCUCCCGAUAGUAUUUCCAAUUCUUGGAUGGACAGCAGGAUAUGGAGCAAACUACCACAAAGAUUUCUUGAUCGUGUGAUUGCUUUUCUUCCACCUCCAGCCUUUUUUCGGGCUCGAUGUGUAUGCAAGAGAUGGUAUGCUCUCUUGUUUUCAAACAGCUUUCUUGAACUCUAUAUCCAAAUAUCACCACGUCGCCACUGGUUCUUAUUCUUCAAGCAUAAAAGCCUUAAGAGCCACAUCUAUAGAAACAACAACAACAGUUCCACUGCUGCUGGCAAUUGCCAAAGUAGAACCAAUUUUGAAGGGUACCUCUUUGACCCUUAUGAGAUUGCAUGGUAUCGAAUUUCCUUUGCUCUGAUCCCAAAUGGGUUCUCUCCUGCUGCUUCUUCUGGUGGCUUAAUAUGUUGGGUCUCAGAUGAAGCUGGGACAAAGAGUCUGAUUCUGUGUAACCCACUUGUUGGCUCUUUAUCUCAGCUGCCACCCACAUUAAGACCACGUCUCUUCCCUUCAAUCGGCUUAACUGUUGGCUUAUCCUCCAUUGACGUAACUGUUGCUGGAGAUGACUUGAUUUCUCCAUACGCAGUCAAGAAUCUGUCUACUGAAAGCUUUCAUAUUGAUGCCGGUGGGUUUUACUCUCUGUGGGGCACUAUUUCUUCUCUACCAAGGCUCUGUAGCCUUGAAUCAGGUGAAAUGAUUUUCGCUGGUGACAAAUUCUACUGUAUGAAUUAUAGUCCAUUCAGUGUUUUGGCUUAUGAUAUAACAGCAAACAAUUGGCUUAAGAUUCAAGCUCCAAUGCGAAGAUUCCUACGCUCGCCAAGCUUGGUUGAGAGUAGAGGGAAGCUGAUUCUUGUAGCAGCAGUUGAGAAAAGUAAGCUCAAUGUGCCAAAAAGCUUGAGACUUUGGAGCCUGCAAUCUUGUGGGACAACAUGGGUAGAGAUAGAAAGGAUGCCUCAGCAACUUUACAUUCAGUUCUCAGAACUUGAAGCUGGUCGUGGGUUUAAUUGUGUUGGACAUGGUGAGUUCAUCGCAAUAAUGAUCAGAGGAUCAGAUAAAUCUUUGCUGUUUGAUAUCUGCAGGAAAAGGUGGCAGUGGAUUCCUCCAUGCCCUUAUGUUCAUGGAGGAAUAAGCAGUGGAGAUAAUGGUGAAUUGCAUGGUUUUGCUUAUGAGCCUAGAUUGGCUGUUCCAGUUACAGCAUUUCUUGAUCAGUUGACACUUCCCUUUCAGUCCUUUAAUGGCUAGUAGUAGUAUAGGUCUCAGUUUGGCCAUGGUUGGUUUAGCAUUUCUAAAAUCAAGGCAGUAAUGAUGUGAUUAUCAUGUAGUAUGCUCAUGUGGUAAU